Molecule: messenger RNA, 615 nt
Organism: Phycomyces blakesleeanus NRRL 1555(-)
Lineage: Eukaryota; Fungi; Mucoromycota; Mucoromycetes; Mucorales; Phycomycetaceae
Exons: 4
Coding region: 83-316 (77 amino acids)
Biological process (GO): intracellular protein transport
Cellular component (GO): Sec61 translocon complex
Source: RefSeq, a predicted model, not a curated record
GAAAGAAAGAAAGAAAAAGUGCUGUCUUCUUCUUUUAAAUAUAUAAAUACAUCUUCUAACUACCUUCCUCAUCUAAAUAAGCAUGGCUGAUUCAUCUACACCCAAGGGCACCAUCCGAAAGCGCGUUACCUCGCGUUCCAACACUAGCACACCCAGAGGUGGUGUUCCUGGUGGAAGCACAUCGAGCAUGAUGCGCAUUUACUCGGACGACUCUCCCGGACUUCGCGCUGAUCCUGUUGUUGUCCUUGUUCUUUCACUCGCUUUCAUUGCCUCUGUAUUCGGUCUUCACAUCGUUGGCAAGUUCUUGCGCAAUUAAGCAAACCAAUUGACAAAUUUCAAAUGCCAAAUUCCAAAUGCCAAAUUCCACAGUAAAGAUGAAGAUGAAGAUAUUAAAAAAAAAGGACACCUUUAUAUAUACAUACACCGAUCCAACCCUCUCCAAAUCCAAAUCCAAAUCCAAAUCCACAAUCACUUUUACAACAAAAAAGAAAAAGAUGAAGCACCAGCUUGUUUGUUUGUUUUUUUACCCAAUUCCUUCAAAUACAUCUAAAGAACCAAAUUAUAUAUAUAUAGUAUAUAUAAUAUAAUAUAAUACAAUAUUAAGACAUGAUAACC